Molecule: messenger RNA, 1260 nt
Organism: Thermothelomyces thermophilus ATCC 42464
Lineage: Eukaryota; Fungi; Ascomycota; Sordariomycetes; Sordariales; Chaetomiaceae
Exons: 3
Cellular component (GO): nucleus
Molecular function (GO): protein binding
Source: RefSeq, a predicted model, not a curated record
GUCGAAAACGAGUUCAAACCGUCGAGGCGCGAGGCGUUGCAUGACAACUCGGAACUUUGCAAGCUGAAUCUGGAGCGCGUUGUAUCGGCGGUUUCCCUCGAGAUUCGGCCGUCCAAGAUACACAAUAUGGGCUCAGGUCUGUUUGUGAGCUCUGAGAUUGGCGCCGGCCGCGAGAUAUACCACGUUCUCCCAAUGAUGCAUGCAGUCAAGCCGGGCAAUGAUAACUACUGCCACCACUGUCUUAAGGAUACGGGGGACAUGCUGGGAAGGCCGCCACAGACCGUCAAGGCAAUGCCCUGCGCACGGUGCAAAAUUGCCAGAUACUGCUCCAAGGACGUCAUCGGAUAUGCUCUCGACAUGGUAACAGCCAUGAUCAACCAUUCUUGCGCACCUAACGCCUUUGUCACCCUCGAAGGCUGUCAACUACGGGUGCGAUCGCUCAAACCCAUCGCCGCGGGAGAGGAGAUCACCGUGUCCUAUGCCGAUCCAACUCUGCCCGUGUUCAACCGACAAAAGUUUUUAAAGGAGACGUACUUCUUUGACUGUCGCUGCAAAGGUUGCGAAAAUGAUGACAGAGAGCAACUUGGGCUGGCCGGAACCAGCAAGAACAUCUUAAAACUCCAGGAAGCUCAGCAACAGAUUAUGCAGAUCAUGGCCUACACGGUCCAAGCUUCUCAGUAUCCUGGUUCCUACCCACCGGACCUUCAGAAUCUCGAGUCAGUCGAGACAAAGCUCCGCACCAUAACCGCCGCUGCGGUUCUUCGCAAUGAGCCGUAUCUGGAGCAUGUGCAACCACUGCCCUCUGUUCGCCGUUCGCUCGCCAUGCUCUACCUCGAGAAAGGAAAACCGCUCCCGGCCCUACGCAAUGCUCUCAAAGGCUGUCUACGGAAGACUGACAAGGGUGAACCGCGCUGGGUAAAUGACAUGAUUGACCCGGUUUACACCGCGCUCCUCGUCGCGGGUAGUCUGCCCCCGGAUGCUCCCGCAUUCAAGGAUAAGGCUUUCCCCUCGGCGCUCGAGCUUCGGAUUGUGACACUUGGUUUCAUCAUAGCCGUGGCGAACGAGGCAGUAAAGGUGUUUGGGGAUGAUUGCGAGUACGCGACAGGAAUCAUGGACAUGGCGACGACCAUGGGCGCACAGAAGCCACCUCCGAAUCCGGGUACGGCGGAGUUCGUGGCCGAGUUCGUACCUGCGCAGCGGAAGCUACUGGCUUGGGCCGGGGUUUCGGAGGAGCAUGCUGUCUCAAUUCCAGGGAUGUGA